Procambarus clarkii (red swamp crayfish) is the source of this 1811-nucleotide messenger RNA. The record is from RefSeq and is a predicted model, not a curated record. NCBI's taxonomy places the organism in Eukaryota, Metazoa, Arthropoda, Malacostraca, Decapoda, Cambaridae.
GUGCUAAGGACAAAGUUGUCAACUCGCGGGAGUCUGUCCAUAACAUACUCGGAGUUCAUGAGUAUCGUAUAAUUUAUUAUAUUUUCUUCCCUACAUAGCAAAAUGGCGUUCUCUGUGCAAAUCCGGCAACAGUUACAAGCUCUGGUUUCUUCAGGAGGCUCCCAUAAAGACCAUGACAAAUAUCGGGCAGUCCUUGACUCCAUUCUUAAAGUUGGCAAUGAAAAUGACAUGGCAGAAGGCCUCCAGGCAUUUAUUGAAGCAAUUUUAUGUGUUUCAGUUGUAAAGGAGACCGUGAGUCUAGUAAUCUCGCGGCAACUUCUGUCAGAUGUCUCGACACAACUCACUUCCAUGGCGGAUAAUGUUGCAAAGACAGUUGCACACUUUACACUUGAUAAAGUCCAGCCACGUGUUAUUAGUUUUGAAGAGCAGGUGGCAAGCAUUAGACAGCACCUGGCUGACAUCUAUGAGCGGGAGAGUUCAUGGAGAGAUGCAGCAGCAGUUCUCACAGGAAUUCCUCUAGAAACUGGACAGAAGCAGUAUAGUGUGGACUAUAAACUGGAGACAUAUCUCAAGAUUGCUCGUCUCUACCUGGAGGACGAUGAUCCAGUGCAGGGUGAAGCAUAUAUCAACCGUGCCAGCAUCUUGCAGGCAGAAUCAAAGAAUGAACAACUGCAGAUCUACUACAAAGUAUGCUAUGCAAGAGUCCUAGAUUACCGUCGCAAGUUCAUAGAAGCAGCACAGCGAUAUAAUGAGCUUUCCUAUCGGCCAAUUAUUCAUGAGGAUGAAAGAAUGGAAGCUUUAAAAAAGGCUUUGAUUUGUACAGUGCUAGCAUCUGCAGGACAGCAACGGUCAAGGAUGCUUGGAACCCUGUUCAAAGAUGAGCGUUGUCAGAAGUUGCCGUGCUAUCACAUCCUAGAGAAGAUGCACCUUGACCGUAUCAUCCGCCAUAAUGAGCUUACAGAGUUUCAGAAAAUGCUACAACCUCAUCAGCAAGCUACCACAUCUGAUGGUUCUACUAUCUUGGACAGAGCAGUCACAGAGCAUAAUUUGCUAGCUGCCAGCAAACUUUAUAACAAUAUUACAUUCCCGGAGUUGGGAGCGCUGCUUCAGAUUUCACCAGCCAAGGCCGAAAAAAUAGCCAGCCAGAUGAUCACGGAGGGUCGAAUGAACGGUUACAUAGACCAGAUUGAUGGAAUCUUGCACUUUGAAGCUCGUGAUGUUCUUCCACAAUGGGACAAGCAGAUCCAGUCUCUUUGUUUCCAAGUGAACGGAAUAAUUGAGAAAAUCAAUACAGCUCAUCCUGAAUGGGUUGCUAAACUUAUGGAUGAGCAGAUGGUGCAAUGAUGACAUAUAAUUUAAGUGAACAAGUUGGCUGUGUAUAAAUGUAAUUUUCUCCCAUAAAAUAAUUGCCCGAGAUCAAAUUGUCUGGUAAAUGCUUCAUUAAUGUAAGUAUCUUGCUGGGCAAUGGAAAAAUGUUAAUACAGUACAUCUGGAAAACAGUAAUCUCCCAGAAAUGCCUGAACUUUGUUUCAUGAAGUUUCCCCUUGAUGUAUUUACAUCUUAAAUAUUAUCAAAACAUUGUAAUAGGAAUGUUAAGCCAUGUCUCUGGAGGUAAAUAUGUUUCAUUAUAUCAUAUCAGUGUUAGUUAAACUUUUCAUCUGUAAAAUUUGCCUCCAUCUGUAUCCAAAUAUUGCUCACACAAAUGUAUGGCUUAUUUUUGGCUGAAAAUAAAUACAGUAGUUACCAUGUAUCUUGAUUUUCAUGUAAUUUUGAGUUGAAACAGAUGUGAAUACAAUAAAAAUUUCCUGCUU